CGAUCGAAGUGUGCCGCUAUAUCGCGCAUAAUCGUUCCGCAACCCCAGGAUAGUCCUUCUUACGUAAAGGGUAGUAGACGGAACAGUUGAAAGACGAUGGCUGAUAAAAAAGUGAACGAAUUUUAUACACGGCCACCAGUUUUGACCAAAUGGGAAGGAUUCAAACAAUUCCUGUGGAAUCCGGAAACGAAACAAUUCCUCGGUAGAACAGGGGCUAGUUGGGGAAAAAUAUUGUUAUUUUAUUUAAUAUUCUAUGCCGUUUUAGUAGGAUUUUUUGCUGCUUUGUUAGCAGUAUUUUAUCAAACUUUAGAUACCAAGAAACCUAAAUGGGAAUUAGACAAUGGUUUAAUUGGUAAUAAUCCAGGUUUAGGUUUUAGACCUAUGCCACCAGAAUCGAAUGUAGAGAGUACAUUAAUUUGGUAUAAAAGCUCCGAUAAGGGGAAUGUGCAUUAUUGGCAGGAAGAAUUACGAAAAUUUUUAAGGCCUUACCAUAAAGAGAAUAAUCCACAUUAUAAUAACGUAGAACAGUGCAGUAUGUUUGUCAGCCCUACGCCCGGUAAAGUUUGCGAUGUAAAAAUGACACCCCAGAAAUGGCAUCCUUGCUUAGACGAAGCCGGUUUCGGUUUUGAAGACGAAAAAGGUGGACCAUGCAUUUUUCUUAAACUCAAUAAAAUUUACAACUGGUAUCCAGAAUAUUAUAAUUCGACGAACCUGCCCGAUUCCAGUGUGAUGAGCGAAUAUUUAAGAAAAGAUAUCUUGGAUGCCGAAACCAGAAAUGAGCACCAAAUGGUAUGGGUGACGUGCGAAGGAGAAAAUCCUGCCGAUAAGGAAAACAUCGGUCCGUUACGAUAUAUACCUCAACGAGGUUUUUCAUCACAAUAUUUUCCUUUCAAGAACCAGGACGGUUAUCUUUCACCGUUGGUGGCCGUCCAUUUUGAAACACCAAAACGUGGUGUAUUGAUUAAUAUCGAAUGCAAGGCAUGGGCCAAAAAUAUCAUCCACGAUCGCAUCGACAGACGAGGGUCGGUUCAUUUCGAACUCAUGAUAGAUUAAAAACAGUAAUAUCAUCAAGUAGGCCAAAUAAGGGCUCUGACAACUGCCAUCAAGUAAAAUCGCAAAGGGGCUCGCAUUUUUAGUAUUCAAAAUUUCCAUAAAUAACAGAUUGGUGACGGUCUAGAUAGUUUAGUUGUAUUAGUUCACGAUUUUCAAAUCUGCCAUCACCGUUAGAACUCGUAAUGAUCGAUUCGGAAAUAUUUAGUCGUUUUCAAACAAAAAUUUUGUGUUAUUUAACUUUAUAACUUCUUUUUAUUUCGACUAUGUGUUUGCGGAUCGUCGAAAUUGUAAGUUUAGGUUGCUUUUGGCCGCCUAUCACUGACUUCCAUAGGUGUACCCAGGGUAAUCGUCAAUGGAGGUGAAUUAUUUGCAAUUUUCCAUUAAACAAUAACAGCUUUGUUUUUUUUUUAUUCCAUCAAACGAUACAAAAAUGACACUGAUUUCCAAGAGAUUUUUAUUAUUAACGUGGUUAGAAUAAAACUUCGUUUAAUUCGAAAUAGUUUCGUUGUGAAAAGUGGUUCCGAAGAUGAAAUCAAUCUUGAAGCAUCAUGGAGAACCAAUCGAUUCCCAAAUUACACACACGGUGUACCAAAAGUUGCUUCUACCAGAUUAAGAAUUAUCUCCACUCCAAAAAUUAAUUGACAACCAUCAACGUCUCAAAAUUUCAACUAAAAUAUAACCUCAAACUUUUGAAACUUCCUAACACAUAUUGAACUAAAAACUGUACAAUUAAAACCCUAAAAACGCGUUGAACAAAUUGAAAUUUCAAUCUUCUCAAUUUAUAUGCCCAGUUGAGUUGAAUUAAGACUCAAAUACCCACAUUUGUGUAAGUUAAACAGCUCAAACUAAACGAAAUAACAAAUUUUCAAAUUGGGUUAUGAUAUACUCAACUUUUUUAAUGGAAACAAAGAAGUAGGACGAUUUCACCACUUUUAGUUUAUUUUGUACAAUUUUACAAAAAAAUAAAGAAUCGAAAACAGGUGAAAUGUGGUUCCGAAGAUGAAAUCAAUCUUGAAGCAUCAUGGAGAACCAAUAGAUUCCUGAAUGACACACACGGUGUACCAAAAGUUGCUUCUAUCAGUUUCUCCUUUAAGUAAGAAUUAUCUCCACUCCAAAGAUUAAUUGACAACCAUCAACGUCUCAAAAUUUUAACUAAAAUAUAAACUAAAACUUUUGAAACUUCCUAACACAAACUGAACU
Diorhabda sublineata is the source of this 2253-nucleotide messenger RNA. Its product is annotated as sodium/potassium-transporting ATPase subunit beta-2. The coding region runs from base 97 to 1053 and encodes 318 amino acids. NCBI's taxonomy places the organism in Eukaryota, Metazoa, Arthropoda, Insecta, Coleoptera, Chrysomelidae. The record is from RefSeq and is a predicted model, not a curated record. Gene Ontology annotation, biological process: potassium ion import across plasma membrane; intracellular sodium ion homeostasis; sodium ion export across plasma membrane. Gene Ontology annotation, molecular function: ATPase activator activity. The transcript has 7 exons. Gene Ontology annotation, cellular component: sodium:potassium-exchanging ATPase complex.